Molecule: messenger RNA, 548 nt
Organism: Styela clava
Lineage: Eukaryota; Metazoa; Chordata; Ascidiacea; Stolidobranchia; Styelidae
Product: serine protease HTR4-like
Cellular component (GO): extracellular region
Source: RefSeq, a predicted model, not a curated record
AUCACAGUUUUGAAGGUAGAGCUUAUCUUAGCUUAAAACUUUUCGUUCGAAAAAGGCUGAAUAUAGUAAUAACAUCGUAAACAUGAAAACGUUUAUAGCUAUUCUUGCCGUUUGCUCAGUGUUGUCUGUCACUGCAGCAUACAAACCAUACUGUCCGUAUAAUAAACCUGACUGUUCAUUGGUUCGCUGUGCCCUUCCCCUUUGCCCGGAAGGAGUCAAGUAUCAUUAUCCACGCUGCAGUUGCUGUCCGGUUUGCGGAGGAGGAUAUGGAGAUAAAUGUGGAGGAACUUAUGGAAACUGUAGACCAGGAUUGAUCUGUUACAGACCGCUUUGUAAAUGGCAUUUGUCCGUAUUGAAACCCGGUGUCUGCAUAUAUGAAUAUUCCUACAGUUUCCAAUCAAUCACUCCAUGCUACUUGGAUUUUGCACUGCCAUAAACAAACUUAUGACAAGAAAAUAUUUGAAUGAACCAUAACAAUAUUUAUUUGACAAAACGAUUAUUGAUAUAGUGAAUUUUUGUGAAAUAAAUCUGAGUAUGAACGAGUGUCA